GUGCGGCGUGCUGGAGCGGAGCAGCAGCCGUGCACGCGCGCCCACGCGUGCGACAGCGGCCGGCGGUGCACGUACACGCGUGCCAGCCCCGCGUGUGAGCCCCGAGUGGGUCCUGAAACCCACUUGUGGCUCCUCCUUAGCAGGAACUCGGAGCUCCCGGAACAAUUCUGGAUGCUGGAGGACCCAGGGCGGCUGAUGGGGGUCCCUUCCUGGGGGGGGGGUGUCCUGUCCGGGCGGCACAGAGCAGCCCGGCCCUGGUGCCGCCCCACGCGGGACGUGCCCCCACGGAGCUUCCGCCACCCCGAGUGUUUCCUGCCCCAACACGGAGCUGGGGACGAGGCCGCCCACGGGAGACACGGCUGCAGACAUGAACCCCAAAAGCUGCCUCGGGUUUGCCAAGUGUUUCCUCUUCCUCUUCAACCUCUUCUUCUUCGGUCGCCGCUGUACAGCCUGCGAGCAUGGUCCUACGCCUUCUCGGGGGUCGGCAUUGUGACGAUGCUGCUGGGCUUCCUGGGGUGCCUGGGCGCCCUCAGAGAGAUCAAGGCCAUGCUGCUGCUGUACUUCGGGAUCCUACUGCUGCUCUUUGCUGCCCAGAUCACAGUGGGGGUCGUCAUCUACACACAGCGGGUGACCCUGGCCACCAUGGUGGCCACCUAUGCGCAGGAGCUGAUCCAGGGGUACCCAGCCCAGGGGCCACCCGGGGACCCGCACGAGAGCUGGGAUGCCAUCCAGCAGCAGCUCGGUUGCUGCGGCUGGAAUGGACCCCAGGACUGGAACCCCUCUGGGGACACGGCUGUUGCCUGCUCCUGCCUUGAGCCACCAGCACCUAACAGCACCUACGGGGCCCCCCCAGCACUGCCCCAUGGCCGCUGCCCCAUGGCUGCCCCCCAGGACAUCUUCCCCAGGGGCUGCGCUGAGGGUGUCCAGGUCUGGCUGGCCGAAAACCUGGUCACGGUCGUGGGGGUCUGCCUGGGCAUCGGCCUGAUGGAGCUCUGUCUGCUGAUGCUGUCGAUGUUCGUGAUCAGGAACCUGGACCCCGACUACGAGAAACUGCUGCGGGGGCUGUGAGGGGAUGGGGGGGGGGGGCGGGGGGGCUGCCGGGUCUCUGCUCCCCCCUCGGCUCUCGGUCAAUAAAUCCCGCUGGAAGCAGCA
This is a messenger RNA of Tyto alba (common barn owl), 1152 nucleotides long. RefSeq names its product CD37 molecule (gene CD37). The record is from RefSeq and is a predicted model, not a curated record. Gene Ontology annotation, cellular component: membrane. Lineage: Eukaryota; Metazoa; Chordata; Aves; Strigiformes; Tytonidae. The transcript has 9 exons. The coding region runs from base 172 to 1068 and encodes 298 amino acids.